AAACGCACUUUGCUCACACCGUCUCUGAUACCGACCGAGUCACCAAUGUUGACGGAAAUACUGUUCUCACACAAGAACAAACUAUAAAGGUCCUGGGGUGUGGGCCUACAUCCUCCCCAUCUGAGGAGAAACCAGAGAAAAAGAGAAGCCACAAAGAGAGAGAGAGAGAGAGAGAUAAUCACUCCAGGGUCUUCACUCCCACAGAGAAAUAGAUGGGAGAGAUGGACGAUGAAAAGAGCCAGGCAGGGAGGAUGUUUGAGAACUUUGUCCAGGCAUCCACCUGUAAAAGCACCCUGCAGGCCUUUAAUAUCAUGUGCACUUAUCUGGAGCUGGAUCCUCAGGAGCAUAGCUCCUUCUACAGCAGCUUAAAAAGCAAGCUAACCUGCUGGAAGUCCAAAGCCCUGUGGAGCAAACUGGACAAGCGAGCAAGUCACAAGGAGUAUAAGAGAGGCAAAGCCUGUGAAGGCACCAAGUGCUUGAUAAUCGGAGGGGGCCCCUGCGGAUUAAGAACUGCUAUAGAGCUGGCUUUUCUUGGUGCCAAAGUAGUAGUGAUUGAGAAAAGAGACACAUUUUCCCGGAACAAUGUUCUGCACAUCUGGCCUUUUACCAUUCAUGACCUCAGAGGCCUGGGGGCAAAGAAAUUUUUUGGCAAGUUCUGUGCAGGAGCCAUAGACCAUAUAAGUAUUCAGCAACUCCAGCUCAUACUGCUCAAGAUUGCCUUGCUACUGGGGGUUGAGUUUCACAUCAAUGUAGAGUUUAUAAAGCUUCUGGAGCCUCCAGAGGACCAGGAGAAUGAGGUGCCUGGUUGGAGAGCAGAAAUCAGGCCAGGAGAUCAUCCUGUAGCAGACUUUGAUUUUGAUGUAGUGGUGGGUGCUGAUGGGAGACGAAACACACUUGAAGGUUUCCGACGGAAGGAGUUUCGAGGGAAACUAGCUAUUGCCAUCACAGCCAAUUUUGUCAACAGAAACACGACAGCGGAGGCCAAGGUGGAAGAAAUCAGCGGAGUGGCUUUUAUUUUCAAUCAGAAGUUUUUCCAGGAUCUCAAAGAGGCAACUAGCAUUGAUUUAGAGAACAUUGUGUACUACAAAGACAACACGCACUACUUCGUCAUGACUGCUAAAAAACAGAGUCUGCUGGAUAAAGGAGUCAUCAUUCAUGAUUACAUAGACACGGAGGCUCUUCUCAGUAGUCAGAAUGUAAACCAGGAGGCUCUGCUAAGCUAUGCAAGAGAAGCUGCCGACUACGCCACUCAUUACCAGCUUCCCACACUGGACUAUGCCAAUAACCACCUCGAACAGCCAGAUGUAGCCAUGUUUGAUUUUACCUGCAUGUACGCCUCAGAGAACGCUGCCCUGGUCAGAGAGCGGUUCGGCCAUCAGCUGCUGGUAACACUGGUGGGAGACAGCCUGCUGGAGCCUUUUUGGCCUAUGGGAACAGGGUGUGCCCGUGGUUUCUUGGCAGCCUUCGACACAGCCUGGAUGAUCAAAAGCUGGGCUCAGGGCAGAGAGCCACUGGAAGUACUGGCAGAGAGGGAGAGUCUUUACCGUUUGCUACCUCAAACAACACCUGAAAACAUUGCCAAGAACUUUGAUCAGUACACCAUAGAUCCUGGAACACGUUAUCCCAACCUCAACUCGAACUGUGUCAGACCACACCAGGUCAAAAACUACUACAUAAGUGGAGAAUUGAAGUCAUGCCCCUUGCAGCGAGCCGCUACGAUUCGGCGCCCAGUUAAUCUGGCACGACGAGAGUCAGAGAUCAGACCCAGCAGGCUAUUGACAUGGUGUCAAAAGCAGACUGAGGGCUAUAAAGGCGUGAACGUGACUGACCUGAACUCGUCAUGGAGCAGCGGCCUGGCCUUCUGUGCUCUUAUACAUCGCUUCAGGCCACACCUCAUUGAUUAUGAUUUAUUGAAUGAAGAAGACACUGCCAAAAAUGCCCAGCUGGCAUUUGACACUGCUGAAAAGGAACUUGGCAUCAAACCAUUCACUACAGGCAAGGAGCUGGCAUCAGGCCAAGAACUGGAGAAGAACAGCAUGGUGACCUACCUCUCCAAAUUUUACGAACUUUUCAGGGGAACUCCUCUGCCACCCUCAGAUUCAAGAAGAGAAAAAUAUGAAAAUGAAGAAUGGUCCUCAACACUCUCCCAACCUGUUUUAAGAACACAAAGCUUCACACAGCCCCGAAAACGCAUCCCCAAAGAUGACAAAAAGGUAGAAGAUAAAGAAUCAUUUUACAAAAGAAGACGGACAGUUUGCAGUUUUUUGGAAGAGGCAACCAAACUUCAUCAAAAUUCAUCAUUAGUAUCUGAGCUGCGUGAGGUGAAGGAGAAUAAGGUCAAAUCUAUGGCUUCUCAGCUGCUGGCAAAGUUUGAGGGAAGAACUCCAAGCUGUACACUGCGUAGGCAGUCGGACUCGAACUGUCCAAGGCCUUUGACGCCUCCAUUACCUGAUCCAAUAGAAAGCCCACUCCUCAGGAAACCCAAGAAGAAAACUCCACCAACUACUUUAUCAGCUAAAGUAGUGUAUUACUACUCACCUCUGGUCAAAGUCCACAGAUUUCCUCACACAUAUUUUCAAACGUCAGCCAGCCUCACACAAGUAGAGAGUGGAACAGCUCUUCUCCAAGUCCUGCCUAUUAACAGCCCUCUGCAUAAUCACCGGAAUUCUAGCCAAUCAACUCACAAACACACACAAUCAUACGUAAACAGUCCAUCACAUGUGCAACACACUAGAACACACGCAUAUGAAACAGCACACAUGCAACCUAAUGAAACAGAUACACGGUCACACACAUGUAAAACAUCACACAUGCAACCCACGGGAACACAAACACGGUUACAAACAUAUGAAACAUCACACUUGCAACUUACUGGAACAUCUACACAGUUAUCCUCAUCUAAAAUAUUGCACCUGCAACCCACUGAAACAGAUACACGGUCACACACACUUAAAACAUCGCACAUGCAACCCACUGGAACACAAACACAGUUACAAACAUAUGAUAUUUCACACAUGCAACCCACUGGAACAGACACACGGUCACACACAUCUAAAACAUUGCACGUGCAACCCACUGAAACAGACACACGGUCACACACAUCUAAAACAUUGCACGUGCAACCCACUGAAACACACAUACAGCUGCACAGAGGGCCCAGGUCAGGGAAUACAGAGGUAGAACGUCCUGCCUCCUGUCACUCUGCCCUAGUGGCUAUGAAAGCAAUGCUCCAGCGUCUGCAAAAAGUGGAGGAACAAAUCAGCCAGAGGAAAGCAGAGACUGAAAAUGCCAGAGAGUUUCAUAAAAAGAGCAUAAAGGAUAAAGCAGUCCACAUGAACUCUCUUCUCUCUGGUGGUUGCAUCUCACUGCCUCAGGGUUCCUUCAGAAGGGAGCUUCCUCAGAGCUUGGGUGAUGUGUGCUAUUCAUGCAAGAAGCGGGUGUAUGUGGUGGAGCGACUCAGUGCAGAGGGGCUGUUCUUCCACAGAGAGUGUUUCCGCUGUAACACCUGUAGCGCUCCUCUUAGCCAGGGUGGACAUGCUUUUGACAUAGAACAGGGGAAGCUGUACUGCAAGCUCCAUUUCUCUCAGCGUAAAUGUGUUGUAAAGCAAAGGCCUUUGGAAACAUAUAAGCCAUCCGAUGGUGAGGUUAAUGCUACGACAUCUCUAGCCAGGAGUCCCGCCGACACUCAUGCAGAAAGUCCUGUUCCAAGUCCCGCUGUGAGUGACACCUCUCCGAGGCAGUCUGCAGUCUUUCUUGACCUGCCAGCUGUGUGCACACCUGAUGCACUCUGACUCAAGGCGAUCACUUGCAUGUAGUGCUAGAUGCAGAAGAUGGAAGGCCUGUGUAUAAUCCUCUCACAUCAGCAUGUGUGGAACUGCCUUUGAGGUUUUCUAGCUGGAAAAUGCAUACCAGUAAGACACUCCCUUAUGCCCUGGGAUCAUGUGUAGCAGUAGAUCUCAUGACUAACCUUAACUGCUUUCAUACCAUCUUCACUACAUGGUUUAUUUAUUAUUUUCUUUUUCAGAGGCUGCUCACAUUACCAAAAGUCCUCAAGAUCUGUUGUGUCUUCUUUAAAAUAGAUUUCAAUAUUAUCUAUGCAAAUGAGCACCUUUUACUAGACAAGUUGCAAAACUUUUUUAUGAUGUAUUUAUGUCAAGUCGUAUACAUUUAAUAAAAGAGAGAAAAAACUCGAAA
This is a messenger RNA of Trichomycterus rosablanca, 4194 nucleotides long. RefSeq names its product microtubule associated monooxygenase, calponin and LIM domain containing 2a (gene mical2a). The record is from RefSeq and is a predicted model, not a curated record. NCBI's taxonomy places the organism in Eukaryota, Metazoa, Chordata, Actinopteri, Siluriformes, Trichomycteridae. The transcript is spliced from 24 exons. Gene Ontology annotation, molecular function: protein binding; FAD binding. Bases 213 to 3791 code for a protein of 1192 amino acids.